CUCUCACUCGGUACACAACUGCAAUGGUCCAGUUUACAACCUUGUUUCUCUUCAUCCUUGGUUUGCUCCCAGAGACUCUGUGCUCUUUAACUUUGGAGGCAGAAACUGGAGAUAAAGUCAGUAUUUGUUGCCAACAUGAGCUAAAACAUUCAGAUAAGAUCUUCUGGUUUAAACACACGAGUGAUUCAGUGCCACUUCUUCUCGGGUGCAAGCAGUUUUAUACAUCAUCUCCAUCAGAAACGUGUUACUUCUUUACUGAGAGUGAGAGAAUAGUGAUGUCUGUUAAUGAGAAGAACACGUCUCUCACCAUCACUGCAGUAAACGUCUCUGAUACAGGACUCUAUUACUGCAGCUACAGGAAACUAGACGUAAUGAUCUUUAGUAACUCGUUCUCUUUACAAGUGAAAGGGGAAAAUAAAACUCUUUUAGAAAUCUCAGAAAAAGAGGAAAAAAAAUCUGUUUCAGAGAACUUAGGCAAAGCAAAAGACUCUCGUGCUGUGCUCUUCACGCUGACUCUGGGGUUUGGUGCAGUGAGUGUGAUUCUUCUUAUUGUCCUGAUCUUCAUUAUACUGAAGCACAGAAAAACUCACAGAGGUGAUAUCACUGAUAAACAAGAUAAUGAGGAAAAGGAGCCUGAAUCAACUAACUACGCAGGUCUACAGUUCACUAACAAGAAAACCAAAAGCACAGGGAGAGAUGGAGAAAUUGUAGAUUUAAAUAUUUUAUAUUCUGUUAUACAACAAUAAUUUUGCCCUUAUUAAUGUUGAGGAACAUGUUUAUAUAACAUCGUAUAUAAUUUAUUGUUUAUUAAUGGUAAUCAGUGUUGGAAGCAGAGGGUUUUGGUUUACUGGUUUUUAUUACAGUAGAAAAAAAAACACUGGUUUUCACUUUUAUUAUUUAUUUUAUUUUAAUG
Messenger RNA from Clarias gariepinus (North African catfish), 913 nucleotides. RefSeq lists its product as uncharacterized. Gene Ontology annotation, biological process: response to bacterium. The transcript has 6 exons. The coding region runs from base 24 to 746 and encodes 240 amino acids. NCBI's taxonomy places the organism in Eukaryota, Metazoa, Chordata, Actinopteri, Siluriformes, Clariidae. The record is from RefSeq and is a predicted model, not a curated record.